This is a messenger RNA of Aspergillus tubingensis, 1422 nucleotides long. RefSeq names its product serine/threonine protein kinase CDC7. Bases 1 to 1422 code for a protein of 473 amino acids. Gene Ontology annotation, cellular component: nucleus. The record is from RefSeq and is a predicted model, not a curated record. Gene Ontology annotation, molecular function: protein serine/threonine kinase activity; ATP binding. NCBI's taxonomy places the organism in Eukaryota, Fungi, Ascomycota, Eurotiomycetes, Eurotiales, Aspergillaceae. Gene Ontology annotation, biological process: mitotic DNA damage checkpoint signaling; protein phosphorylation. The transcript is spliced from 5 exons.
AUGUCCGCUCUUCAUGCAGUUCCUACCGAUACCUUCGGCAUACAGCAACCUGUCGCUGCGACCCAAGGCCCCAAAUAUGUUAGAGAGGACAGUGCAGCCACAGAUAGUGAUGGAUCGAUAGAGCAAAUUCGAGAAGAGGUGGAGUACGAGGAGGGUGACGCUCAAGACAAAGAGGAUGUUGAUGAAUCAGUGAAAGAGGAUAUGAGAAAACUCGAGGACACAUUCCCCGGCAUAUCUGAUAGAUUUCGGCUGUUGAAUAGAAUCGGAGAAGGUACCUUUUCCACCGUGUACAAAGCAGAGGACCUCUUGUACGACCACUAUGAAAACGACUGGGACACUUUCCAAGGCAAUCACACGGACAGUUGGACGGACCAACCGUCUAAAAGACGCCGGGUGGAAGGUGAUAACGGCCGCUCGAUUCCAGUCAAACGAAGGAAGCCACGGUUCGUUGCAUUGAAAAAGAUCUAUGUGACUAGUAGUCCCCAUCGCAUUCAAAAUGAACUUGAGCUGCUACAUGAUCUUCGGGGUUGCCGAUCAGUAUGCCCGUUAAUCACGGCUUUCCGCUACCAGGAUCAAGUUGUGGCCGUUCUACCCUUCUUCCCACACACCGACUUUCGCAUUCAGUAUCGCACAUUCCUGGUUGCUGAUAUGCGACAUUAUUUCCGGUCACUGUUCACUGCACUGCACUCCGUCCAUAAACAUAACAUUCUCCAUCGCGAUAUCAAGCCAACUAAUUUCCUCUAUAAUCCUGAUCUUCGAGAAGGCGUGUUAGUCGAUUUCGGGCUUGCAGAACGUGAGGGUUCUGAGUACACAGGUACCUGCCUCACUCAUUGUUCACCGACGACAUUAUCAGCUGGCUAUCCUAAGAACGACUCACGACCAUCAAGGCGCGCUAAUCGAGCAGGAACGCGUGGGUUUCGUGCACCUGAAGUCCUCUUCAAGUGCACUUCUCAGACAACCAAAAUAGAUAUGUGGUCCGCCGGCGUCAUUCUCUUGACCCUACUUGGACGCCGCUUUCCUUUUUUUAACUCCGCUGAUGAUGUUGACGCUAUGAUUGAGAUGGCGAGUAUCUUCGGCACUCGACGCAUGAAAGCUGCUGCAGCCAUGCAUGGGCAGAUAUUCGAAACAAAUAUCCCGACCAUCGGUGAAAAGGGGUAUAGCUGGGAGAAACUUGUGAAAUGGGCCAGCUGUGUCGAAGAGCUAACUGAAAGUGAGAAACAGGCCACUCGAUUACUGGCUGGCCUCAUGGAGCUGGAUCCCUACAAGCGCCUUAGUGCCAAGGAAGCCCUACAACAUGAGUUUUUCACUGACCCUAUAGACCAUGAUGUGGAGUGGGGAGGGGACCCCGACGAUAGCGCAGACACUGGGGAAGAAGAUGAGGAUAAGGAUGAUGGAGAAGCGGACGAAGUAGCAAUGAUAUAG